Leishmania mexicana MHOM/GT/2001/U1103 is the source of this 1173-nucleotide messenger RNA. RefSeq lists its product as hypothetical. The transcript has a single exon. Gene Ontology annotation, cellular component: cytoplasm; nucleus. Lineage: Eukaryota; Euglenozoa; Kinetoplastea; Trypanosomatida; Trypanosomatidae. The record is from RefSeq and is a predicted model, not a curated record. Gene Ontology annotation, molecular function: protein folding chaperone; protein-folding chaperone binding. The coding region runs from base 1 to 1173 and encodes 390 amino acids.
AUGCUGAAGGACUACUACGCUAUUCUCGAUGUACUGCCCCACGCCUCCGGCGAGGAGAUCCGCCGCGCGUUCAAGCGUCUGGCGCUCCAGUUCCAUCCGGACAAGAUCGGCAGUGGCGCGGCGACAGAGGAGACCUCCACGGUAGAUGCUGACAAGCACCGUGUCGCCACAAAGGGCGGUGAGAAUGCAUCCGCCAACGCGAGUGUUGCCCGCUCUAAUGUAGCGGCGGUCUCGUGCCAACCUCUCUCGAGGGACUUCACGGACAUUCAAGAGGCCUACGAAGUCCUUGGUGACGUUGCGCGGCGCUACCUGUAUGACAUGAACUACCAAGAGCUGUUGGCCGCACAGCAGCAGCGUCGGCAGGAGGACCAAAAGCGCUGCGACGCCCACGCACGGGCUGUGGCUGAGGCAGCUCUGCAGGCCUUCGAGCGUGAGCGCUUGCAACAGCAGCAGCAGCAGCAGCAGAGCCCUCAACCGCGCAACACCAACACAUUUUCCACAAUGGAAUCCAGCAUCGCCGCCGUGGGCCUUCGCACCAAUGCCCCCGGCCCCUCUCUGCCUCAGCACGCCGCACCUCCUAGUCUUGGGAGAGGAGCGGAGGACACCAGUGUCGCUUCGCCUUCCCUGCCACCCGACGAUGCGCCUCAGCACCGGCGACCGUGUCAGGUGCUGGGGUCAGCAGAAAAAGAGAAGGGUAGCCACUGUUCGCUAGGAGACAUUGAGUGCGAUGCGAGUGGUGGGGGUGGGUUGUCGCAGGCUCGUUGGUGUUUCACCGCGCCGACCAGGUCACGCGAGGUCGGCAGCCGCCCCAAGGAGUGCCGAGGUAAAAGGCAAGGGUGCGAGCGUGAUGCUAGCGAGCGUCUCACCUCAAGCCAGGCACAGAGACGCCUCAGCGGUCCGGACGCCACGCGCGCACGACACCACAUGGAAACAACCGUGCCAGCCGUGUUUGUACUGUCGAGUUCCGCGCCGUUCUGUUGGGGUGAGACGGUCGCGCAGACGUGCCCGUCUGUAGUCGAACCGAGCGGCUCACGAGGGAGGCGGUGGCACCGUCAUAGUGCGCCGCGCAACGGCGGGGAGACUGAAGAGCCCGAGUUACCGAUGGAGUACUACUAUCAGCGCUCUAUCGAACGGACUCUGCGCGUGUUCUUCGGUGCGCCUCAUGUAGAGUGA